UCAUAUUCAUUUAAUACUAAAGUGUUUAACAGUUUAACAAAACAAAUUAAAAGUGUUUCAACAAUUUACUAAAGCGAUUCCAAUUAGAAUUUGGGCUUCGGACAACAGCACCAGCAACACCAACAAUAAUAAACAUAAGUUUCGAAAAACGUAUAUAUUGAAGUUACAUAUAUAUCGAGAAACUUGUGCCAAAAAACAACCCAAAAGCAAUAUUAGACGUCGCGGCAAUUGCGCAACAAAUAAUAUUUCUGUCUAAAGUUAACCAACGACAACAGCAAUAACAACAACAACAACACAAAUGUUGUGCGACCCGCAGAUCUAUUGCCCAACAGCUGGUUAUCAAUAAUAAUUCUUUGUGGCCGGUUCCCUUAGAAUAACCAACCACUAAGCAACACCCUGAGGCGACAGCACUCACUGUGCCAUUUUGGUUAACUUUGGAAAGUCCACAUCCACGCACAUACACACACACACACACACAAAAUAUACACACAAACAUUCAUACAGACAUAGCUCAGCAGAAUGUUGGAUCGAUGUGAAAUGCCGAUACAAUUGGACAACGAGAAGCUGCGACGCGAUGUGCGUCUGUCCAGCUCGCGCCUGGACCUGCCGCUGCUGUGCAAUGUGGGGCGACGCCUCGAGGGGCACACGAAUGGCAACGGCAACAGCAACAACAACAAUAAUGGCAGCAGCAGCCAUGUAAACGAGAGUGCAGCAAACACACAGAACGGCAAUGGCAACAGCAACAACAACAACAACAAUUUGGGCUCCCCCGUUUCCUGCUCGACCACAAACAGCGGCAGCGGCAACGAGCGCGGCUCCUCGACCAAGUCAAACAGCAGCAGCGGCAGCGGCAGCUCCGGCAACUCAGCCAGCAGCACGGGCAGUGCAGAGCUCAAAUGCAACUCGCCCAUGACACCAUCAGAGCUUGUCAAAAAAUACCGCAAUUAUUUGACUGAUCUGGAGUUCGAAGAGCUGAAGGUAUACAAAGAGGUCUGGUACUUUGGCCAGCAUGCCAGCAAGAACUACAAGCCCGCCCCGACAGCCAACACCACAAAUCUGGGCUAUGACGAUGACAAUGGCAACUACAAGAUCAUUGAGCACGAUCAUAUAGCCUUUCGCUAUGAGAUUCUAGAGGUGAUUGGCAAGGGCAGCUUUGGCCAGGUGAUCAGGGCACUCGAUCACAAGACCAAUACACACGUGGCCAUCAAGAUAAUCAGAAACAAGAAGCGCUUCCUCAACCAGGCCGUCGUGGAGCUCAACAUCCUGGACGAGCUGCGCGAAAAGGACGGCGAUGGAUCUCAUAACGUAAUACAUAUGCUGGACUAUACGUACUUUCGCCGGCAUUUGUGCAUUACCUUCGAGCUGAUGAGCCUCAAUCUGUACGAGCUGAUCAAGAAGAACAACUAUAACGGUUUCAGCAUGAGUCUGAUCAGACGCUUCUGCAAUUCGAUUGUCAAAUGCCUGCGUUUGCUCUACAAAGAGAAUAUCAUACACUGUGAUCUCAAGCCGGAAAACAUUUUGCUGAAGCAGCGCGGCAGCAGCUCAAUAAAAGUCAUCGACUUUGGCAGCUCCUGCUAUGUGGAUCGCAAAAUCUAUACCUAUAUACAGUCGCGAUUCUAUCGGUCCCCGGAGGUGAUACUGGGCCUGCAAUAUGGCACCGCCAUCGACAUGUGGAGCCUGGGCUGCAUCUUGGCCGAGUUGUACACGGGCUUUCCGCUGUUCCCCGGCGAGAACGAGGUGGAGCAGCUGGCCUGCAUUAUGGAGGUGCUGGGCCUGCCGCCCAAGGUGCUCAUCUCGGUGGCUCGCCGGCGUCGGCUCUUCUUCGACUCGCGCGAUGCGCCGCGCUGCAUCACCAAUACGAAGGGCCGCAAGCGCUCGCCGGGCAGCAAGACGCUGUCACAGAUUUUGCACUGUCAGGAUAGGUAUUUCAUAGACUUUCUGCAGCGGUGCCUGGAGUGGGAUCCCGCGGAGCGGAUGACGCCCGAUGAGGCCGCCCAUCACGAGUUCCUGCAGCCGUCGGCGUCGAGUCGGCAUCGCAGCUGCCGCAUGUCCACCAGCUCGUCCAGCUCGGGCCUGAACAGUGUCUCCCAGAAGUCUUCCUGCUACAACUUUGCAGAGAUCUCGCCGGGCAACGGGCCAGUGGUUGCCUCCAUAACGAGCACCACAGCCGUUAGCAAUGCGGCCAUCACGACCAAGUCCAUCACCAGCAGCAGCAGCAGUUCCCGUCAGCCCCAUGGCCAUGGCCACACCCACGGCCACGGCCACGCCCAGUCGAACGGCCACCUGCCCGACAUCAAGCUCAGCGCCAGCGACAAAUACAACAGCAUGCAGAAGGUGGCCGUGCGCUCCAAGAUCACCUCGAGCGUCUCGGAUCUGGAGUCUGUGCAGCAGCAGUAUUCGUUGCAUCGCAUCUACGGCGGCGUCGGCAGCGGCAGCACCCAUCACGUCUCCUCGGCCGCCACCAGGAAGCAUCUCAACGGCAGCAGCAACGCGACCAACGGCAACAGCAACAGCAGCAGCAACAUCAACGGGAGCAGCAGCAGCAGCAGCAAAUAUGGCAGCUCAACGCUGGCGCAUAAUCAUCACAAUGUGACGCAUCACAAUGCAUCCACGGCGACGAUUGCCACGGCCACGCAUCAUCAUCAUCAUCAUGGUGUGGGCGUGGGCGUAGGCGGGGGCGUUGGCCAGGUGGGCGGCCAGAUGACGGGUGCCGGCUCCAAUGUGGCCAUGUCACACUCUCAGUCCACGGGCGAUGUCUCCGACCGGGCGAUCUUUGGGCGGGCUUGACUUAGGGCGCGGCCCACCAAGCUCGAGCUGAAGAAGUGCAAGCUGGUCAAUAUGAUGGACUUCUGGAGCUAGAAGUGGCGUCCACAGCAGUGCGCUGACCUGCGGGAGGAAUAGCAUGCGACUGCUGCUUCCGGCCCGCAAAACCUAGCUGUAAAUGUUUAGCUAUACAUAUAUGUAUAUGUAUAUAUAUAUAUAUAUAUAUGCGUAUAUAUAUAUAUGUGUAUGUAUAUGUAUGUACGUAUUUAGGUCUAUAUAUGUACGUGUAUUGUGUAUUAAGUGUGUCUCUCUUUAUCCGGUUGACAAACAGACAUUUAAGAAAUAUGCGAAAAAUAUAUAUAUAUAAAUAUAUAUAGUUAUAUGAUAUAUAGUUGAUAUAUACACACUCACACACACACUUGCAACAGUCUUGCAGUAUUCUCAGUUAAUUUCAUUGAUUUUUAUUUUUAUUUUAAUUUUUUUUGCUACUGCCAUAGCUAAAGCAUGCAUAUACAUCUUGAUAUAUGAUUUGUAUUUCCUAAAAAUGUAUUUCUCUCCCAAAAGUAUUCGUACGACUUCAACGCCUUUUCAUGUGCAUUCACGCAAAACUGUAUUCAACACGAACAAAUUGAUAUAUCAUAAAUAACAUAAUAAUAAUGAUAAUGAUACAAAUUAAAUAACAUAACCUAGUUAUAUAUAUAUAUAUAUACAUAUACAUGUGUGUAUUAUGUAAGCAAUUCAAAUCCAAAAUCUGUAAACAAUUUCCAUACAGCUUCCAUGUGUUUUGCAACAGUAUCAAGGCUGUUACUAGUUACAAAUAGAGAUUGUGACUAUACUAUAUAAGUUGGAAUGUUUCAUCAUCAAUUCAAAGCUCAAAUGUAGAACUCUUUAUAA
Messenger RNA from Drosophila navojoa, 3657 nucleotides. RefSeq names its product Dual-specificity tyrosine phosphorylation-regulated kinase 2 (gene Dyrk2). Gene Ontology annotation, biological process: peptidyl-threonine phosphorylation; peptidyl-serine phosphorylation. Lineage: Eukaryota; Metazoa; Arthropoda; Insecta; Diptera; Drosophilidae. The record is from RefSeq and is a predicted model, not a curated record. Gene Ontology annotation, cellular component: nucleus; cytoskeleton; cytoplasm. Gene Ontology annotation, molecular function: protein serine/threonine/tyrosine kinase activity; ATP binding; protein serine/threonine kinase activity.